GUAAGUCUCCUUACACAUGUAUCAGCUCCGAAAACACCUGCAAGGCUGCAAUACCAAAUGUUUAGGGUUUAGCCGUUCUGCUUCAUAUCCGACUAUAUGUGGGCCGCUCUACGAUCUCGCUCCGUCCUAUUUUCAGCUCAAUCUCCAUCAUCUUCUGCAUUCCUCCGACCAUGGAAGCAAGGGCUUCUCGGCCUCAACUUCACCACAUCCACUUCGUCCUCUACCAUUGAUAGAGGUCUGUUGGAUCUUCAGGAGAUCGAGAAUGUUCUGACUGACGUUAGAGCAGACAACGUGAAGGUCAUACCGGCUCCGAAGCACUGUGACUGGGCCGAUUUCAUGGUGGUCGCCACCGGUAGGUCUACCUGGCACGUCAAGAAUAUUGCUCAAGCCCUAAUCUAUAAGGCCAAGCAAAAGCAGAAAGGAGCGGCUCGAUUAGUGCUGCCAAGUGUGGAAGGGGAAGAGGGAGGAAAGUGGAUUGUAAUUGACUCUGGCAAAGUGAUUGUUCAUGCUCUUGAUGAGAAGGCUAGGGAAUACUACAAUCUGGAGGGUUUGUGGACCACAGACAAAUCCCAAAACGACACAGCCCAGCAUGAUGAUGCAUGAUAAACACCCUCCCUGCAACCUCACUAUGCAGAUGGAUGUUUGGUGGCAGUGGCUGCAUCUAUGCUGGCAUGGAUGCCACAUCAUCUGUUUGGAGCGGAUGAAUAGUCAUCUGAAUUGAUUAACAUACAGCAGUUAGUAAUAAGUUUGACAAUGUUACUGGGAGAAUAGGAAAAAAAAUGAUACUGUUAUCUGAUCUGAGCAGUAAUGUUGGAUGGGACCUCAUCACUGUUAUUCAAUGCAAAAUUUGGAGACCUAAGAAAGGAUGGGGAUUCUCAGCCAUUCAGGAAGGUAAUUGGGAGAGGGGCCUGUGGGCCCCCCCUGCUUGAGCUGGUGCCUGGGGGCUCGCAUCAUCGCAUGACCCCUCUCAUUUCCCCUGCAUGCAUUGCAGGAUCCCAGGUCCUCUGAGAAAAAGCGCAAAUAGUUUCUUUUCCUUAAUUUCCUACAUGCACAAUUAAGCAUGUUAUAUUUGGGUUGGCUCAAGUGGUAAAAGUCUUGGUCUUGGUGGUAUGCUCAAGGUUUAUCAUUCAAAUCCUCUAUGGUGCAAACAAUUUCGAGGGGCCAUCUGACUAGGAGAUUUUUCCCUUAAAUUAUCUGAGGUGCAAUUGCGGAAAACUCAUUGCCAAGGGCUUGUGCACCCCUAAGAUUAGUCGGGACACUGUUCUUAGACUGCCGGUGCCAAUAAAAAAAGAAGAAGAAAAAGAAGCAUGUUAUACUAACCAAUGCCCAGUACAUAUAAGCACUAAGGGCCAGUCGCCAAUCAUAGUGAAAAGGCUUGACAGACGAAGAUGAUUUUGAUUGGUUGUAUUUUACUAGGAGUUUUAACCAUUUUUGGUUUCAAUAGCCCUAUGAAUUUUUGGUUUUUUAGUCAUUAAAAGGUUGCUUCUAAUUUUGAGCUUGCCAAACCAGGGUUUGGGCGGGGGAGGGUAAAGGAGAGAUAUGCCUUUGUUGGCCACCAUGAAAGGUUACCUCUUGUUUUAGAAAUUGCAAAAGCCCUAAUGCAAUUCAAGACGUCUGUUAGAUAGAAAAGCAGGACAAUGGUAGAAACCUGAUUAAUCCAUUGAUCAUGUACAGUUCAAUAUCAUCCUUGUUCAGCACGAGUGAUAGUUCUUCCAAACGGAGAAUGAGAAAUCAUAUGGACACUUUUCUCUAGUAUUUUUCAUUCUUUAUUUUUUUCAAAGCAGUAUUGGUGUUUUUGCAUUCUCUCACUUGUAGAUGCAAAAUAUUUUAGGUGCACGUUUACCCCUGUAUGAGCUCAUCUUUUUAACGUGUUCAGGAUUUGGAAAAAGCUUUCGUGAAGGUUCGUCCCAAGAACAACUC
Molecule: messenger RNA, 1920 nt
Organism: Carya illinoinensis
Lineage: Eukaryota; Viridiplantae; Streptophyta; Magnoliopsida; Fagales; Juglandaceae
Product: protein Iojap-related, mitochondrial
Exons: 4
Coding region: 97-603 (168 amino acids)
Biological process (GO): negative regulation of translation; negative regulation of ribosome biogenesis
Molecular function (GO): ribosomal large subunit binding
Source: RefSeq, a predicted model, not a curated record